Cricetulus griseus (Chinese hamster) is the source of this 759-nucleotide messenger RNA. The record is from RefSeq and is a predicted model, not a curated record. Lineage: Eukaryota; Metazoa; Chordata; Mammalia; Rodentia; Cricetidae.
AUGCAACUGACCCGCUGCUGCUUCGUGUUCCUAGUGCAGGGCAGCCUCUAUCUGGUUAUCUGUGGCCAAGAUGAUGGCCCCCCUGGCUCAGAGGACCCUGAGCAUGACGACCACGAGGGCCAGCCUCGGCCUAGGGUGCCUAGGAAGCGAGGUCACAUCUCACCUAAGUCCCGCCCCUUGGCCAACUCCACCCUCCUAGGGCUGCUGGCCCCACCCGGGGAGGCUUGGGGUGUCCUUGGGCAGCCCCCCAACCGCCCCAAGCAAAGCUCCCUACCCUCGACCAAGGUGAAAAAAAUAUUUGGAUGGGGUGAUUUCUACUCCAACAUCAAGACAGUGGCUCUGAACCUGCUGGUCACAGGGAAGAUCGUGGACCACGGCAACGGGACCUUCAGCGUCCACUUCCGUCACAACGCCACAGGCCAGGGUAACAUCUCCAUCAGCCUUGUACCCCCCAGCAAAGCUGUAGAGUUCCACCAGGAACAGCAAAUCUUCAUCGAAGCCAAGGCCUCCAAAAUCUUCAACUGCCGGAUGGAGUGGGAGAAGGUAGAACGAGGCCGCCGGACCUCGCUCUGUACCCAUGACCCAGCCAAGAUCUGUUCUCGAGACCACGCUCAGAGCUCAGCCACCUGGAGCUGCUCCCAGCCCUUCAAAGUCGUGUGUGUCUACAUUGCUUUCUACAGCACGGACUAUAGACUGGUGCAGAAGGUGUGCCCAGAUUACAACUACCACAGCGAUACCCCCUACUACCCAUCUGGGUGA